AUGUGUCAUACUUGCCGUUCAUCCGAUACUGAGUUAACCAAAGACACUCGCCUGUUCUUCCUUCAAUGUCAUACCUGUGGAUCACGUUGUUCUGUAACAGCUAUCAAAAGUGGAUUUACGGCUAUGGUCGGAAAACGAGCAGCAGCUCGUCGUGCCGCCGAAGCAACUGCGGGCAAGUAG
Cooperia oncophora is the source of this 180-nucleotide messenger RNA. The record is from the annotation of a GenBank genome assembly. NCBI's taxonomy places the organism in Eukaryota, Metazoa, Nematoda, Chromadorea, Rhabditida, Trichostrongylidae.